CCCUCACCACCAGCCCUUCACGUCAACUCGCUCUCCACUCUGUCAAGAUGAGCUUCGUUACUAGGCGCGCUCUCUCGACCCUUAUUCCUCCCAAGGUUGCUUCUCCAAGCGCCGUCGGCUCUUCCCCCAAUGCUGCCCGCAUGCAGCGAGUGGUGAGCUUCUACGAGAAGCUUCCACGAGGCCAGGCGCCAGAGAUCAAGCCCAAGGGCCUGCUGCAGAGAUACCAGCACCGAUACAUGGGCAAGAACUCAUCAGCGUUGCCUAUCAUCCACGCCAUCGGGGCCAUGAUGCUCAUUGGUUAUGCGCAGAACUACUACUUCCAUCUGCGUCACCACAAGAACAACGCCCACUAGAAUCGAGUAUCGUGACUUGGCAGUUGGGGCGGCGGAGGAAGGGUGAUGGGACUGUAAAUAUAUGUCUGAACAGCAUUCAAUCGAAGGCCCGGCC
This is a messenger RNA of Mytilinidion resinicola, 447 nucleotides long. RefSeq lists its product as uncharacterized. The transcript is spliced from 6 exons. Gene Ontology annotation, biological process: proton motive force-driven ATP synthesis. The record is from RefSeq and is a predicted model, not a curated record. The coding region runs from base 48 to 353 and encodes 101 amino acids. NCBI's taxonomy places the organism in Eukaryota, Fungi, Ascomycota, Dothideomycetes, Mytilinidiales, Mytilinidiaceae.